Messenger RNA from Ceratina calcarata, 737 nucleotides. RefSeq names its product lipoprotein lipase-like. The coding region runs from base 140 to 655 and encodes 171 amino acids. The transcript is spliced from 6 exons. Gene Ontology annotation, biological process: lipid catabolic process. Lineage: Eukaryota; Metazoa; Arthropoda; Insecta; Hymenoptera; Apidae. Gene Ontology annotation, molecular function: serine hydrolase activity; lipase activity. The record is from RefSeq and is a predicted model, not a curated record.
CGUAAAGUACGUUGUAAGGACAGUAUAUAUACAAUGUCCACAUUCGUACAGCUCUCAUAAGUUUUCACGUCCACAUUGAUUACUUGCUCCGUAAGAACAGCGGCAGUGAGCGACGAAGCGAAUAAUUCAGCUUUUCAUCAUGGAUAGUCGUGCUCUAUGGAUCCUCUUGGUUUUUGCAAAUAUUCUGCUGGCAGAUGCUGAUGACCCAGCCAUUGAUGCCAUUUUCCUGCGUCUAUUCAAAAAGAACGGUACUUAUAUCGACAAAAAUAUAAAAAAUGUCACUCAGUUGAUAGCCAACAUUGACACAACUCAAGAAACAUCAUUAUUCAUUAAUGGCUGGAAAGAAACUAUAGACAGCGAGGAUGUCCAAUUGAUAACAGGCGCGUAUCUGCAAGCUACGGACGAUAAUGUCCUCGCAGUGGAUUAUCGAAAGCUUUCCAAGAGACUGUACACAACCAGCGUAUCGUACGUAGAGCCAAUCGGGAAGGCUUUAGCUAAUAGUCUGAACAGUAUGUUCGACGCCGGCCUGAAUCCGAUGAAACUGCACAUAAUCGGACACUCGUUAGGCGCUCACGUCGCGGGGAACGUAGGACGGAAUUUGAAAGUAAAAAUUCCCAGAAUAACAGCUUUAGAUGCAGCCGGUCCUUUGUUCUAGUUCAUUGGCCCGCGUUUGAGGCCGACCGAUGCCCACUUCGUUGACGCUAUACACACUGAUUCGGGCUUCUUCGGAACGUUCC